Microthlaspi erraticum is the source of this 1068-nucleotide messenger RNA. Lineage: Eukaryota; Viridiplantae; Streptophyta; Magnoliopsida; Brassicales; Brassicaceae. The record is from the annotation of a GenBank genome assembly.
AUGGGGUAUGAGCCUGAUCCAGAUGCUCUUCGGUGGGGUCUCCAUGAUCUGGAGGUUUGUACACUUACAAAUGCUGGUUGUUGCAGCAGCGUAACGCGGUAUGAGACUGAUGCAGUUUCUCAAGGCUAUGUUAGAGAAGGUUACAAUCAGCCUUUGACUGGUUACGUUGACAACGAUGCGGUGAUCGCUCAGUUUUACCAAGACGAAUUGUCUAGAGUUGAUCGAGCCGAAGCCUCGGGGCUCAAUAAUCCUACUCGUAGUUCAGUUGUUGCACAAGACUGGCCUCAUCACCCUCAUCAUCAAGGUGGAUUGUCUACAGGGCAGGAAAAUCAAGGGGAAGUCAUUGAUAUUUCCAGGGAAAGUGACAAUCUUCGUAAGCAUAACGGUGACAUGGAAGGCAAGAGUGUUGCAAGGAGAGGGAAUCAAGGAGAACAAAGUAGUUCCCCAUCUCGUGAUGAUGACUCGGUUUGUUCUGUAGAAAUAGAAGAAGAAUCUUGGUCGUUGGAUUCUGAGGUUGGGAAGCGACUGAACCAGAUGAUACCGGUUGCUCAUGUACCGAAAAUCAAUGGUGAAUUACCGUCAGAGGAUGAACAGGUUUCUGAUCAUGACCGGCUAUCUCAGAGAUUACAGCUUUAUGGCUUGGUGGAGAACAAGAUUGAAGGAGAUGGAAACUGCCAGUUUCGGUCACUGUCAGACCAGCUUUACCGUUCUUCAGAACACCAUAACUUUGUCAGAGAACAAAUUGUUAAUCAGCUUGCGUAUAAUCGAGAGAUGUACGAAGGUUAUGUUCCAAUGGCGUACACCGACUAUCUUAAAGCAAUGAAAAAGAAUGGAGAAUGGGGUGAUCACGUUACUCUUCAGGCUGCUGCGGAUUUGUUUGGUGUUCGGAUGUUUGUGAUAACUUCAUUCAAGGACACAUGUUACAUUGAGAUCUUGCCUCAUUUGCAGAAGUCUAAUCGCCUUAUAUGUUUGAGCUUCUGGGCUGAGGUUCAUUACAACUCAAUCUAUCCUGAAGGAGAGCUGCCGAUGCCGGAGGGGAAGAAGAAGAAGAAAUAUUGGGUUUUCUGA